AUGUCUCAUUGAAGAAUUUUCCAAGGGAGUAGGUGCUCAGAAUAUGACACUCUCAUUCCGAAUAUUCAUGAAUGGAUUCCAUUCCAUAAUUUCAUGACUACAUUCAUCUCUUCUGAGUUGUAUUUGCCGACACAGGCGCAGUUGACUUGACUAUAUUUCGGAAUAACCUAAGCCUUUCAAAUUCCUCACUCCACAAUCCCAUUACUUUCAUCCUUCCCAACACACACAAUCGUUCUUCCACUGCCUCUGCAACUUGAACUUCAUGGAUACCUUAUUCUCUUGCAUAUCCUGUCGGGCCCUGUUGGGUCGUAAAUCAUCCUCCCAUUCAAGCCCGUUGGGCCCAGAAAACUCGGCAUCCACUUCCUCCAAUCACUCCAACACCAUCCAAAGCCACAGAUUCGACGUGUUCAUCAGUUUCAGAGGUGCUGACACGCGCAACACUUUCGUUGACCAUCUCUACGCUCAUCUUAUCCGAAAGGGUAUUUUCGUCUUUAAGGAUGACAAGAAGCUCCAGAAAGGGAAAUCCAUUUCAUCGCAGCUUGUACAAGCGAUCCAAGGCUCCAGGGUUUCUAUCAUCGUCUUUUCGGAAGAUUACGCUGCCUCGACGUGGUGCUUGGAUGAAAUGGCCACCAUUGCUGAAUGCCGACAACAUUUGAACCAAGUUGUUUUCCCUGUCUUCUAUGGCGUGGAUCCGUCUCAUGUAAGAUACCAGAAUGGGGUGUACGCGAAUGCCUUUGCUUUGCACAAAAGGAAAUUCAAACAAGAUCCAGACAAGGUUCAUCGGUGGGGGAGAGCAAUGACGGGUUUGGCCAGUUCAGCUGGUUGGGAUGUCAGGAACAAGUCAGAAUUUAAACAAAUUGAAGAGAUUGUACAAGCAGUAAUAAAAACAUUGGGUCAUAAAUUUUCAGGAUUUGCUGAUGAUCUUAUUGGAAUACAACCACGUGUGCAAGUGUUAGAAAAUAUUUUAAAAUUAAACUUAGAAAAUGAUGAUUUUCGAGUUUUAGGAAUUUGGGGAAUGGGUGGAAUUGGAAAGACAACUCUUGUAGCUGCCUUGUAUGAUAGAAUAUCAUACAAGUUUGAUGCUUAUUGUUUCAUUGAGGAUGUAAAGAAAAUUUAUAAAGAUGGAGGCACUAUUGCUAUACAAAAAAAUAUUCUUCGUCAAACAAUAGACGAGAAAAAUCUUGAAAUAUGUAGUUCUUUAGAAAUAUCAGGAAUUGUAAAGAAUAGGCUACACAACAUGAAGGUCUUAAUGGUUCUUGACAAUGUAGACCAAAUAGAGCAAUUAGAUAAUUUGGCCAUAAAUCCUAAAUUGCUUUUCAAAGGAAGUAGAAUGAUUAUUACCACUAGGGAUGAGCAUAUUCUAAAAGUGUAUGGAGCAUAUGUGCACAAGGUUUCAUUAUUGAAUGAAAAUGAUGCUCGUGAAUUGUUUUGUAGAAAAGCCUUCAAAACUGAAGACCAGAGUAGUAGUUGUGUGGAGUUGAUUCCUGAGGUACUAAAAUAUGUCCAAUGCCUUCCUUUAGCAAUUAAAGUAAUGGGUUCUUUCUUGUGUACUCGUGAUGCAACUCAAUGGAGAGAUGCCUUGAAUAGAUUAAAGAAUAGUCCGGAUGAUAAAAUUAUGAAUGUCCUUCAAGUAAGUGUUGAUGGACUACAAUAUCAUGAAAAAGAAAUUUUCUUACAUAUUGCUUGUUUCUUUAAAGGGGAGAGGGAGGAUUAUGUUAAGCGAAUUCUAGAUUGUUGUGGAUUACACCCUCACAUUGGGAUUCUAGGAAUCAUUGAGAAAUCACUCAUAACUAUUAGAGAUCAAGAAGUUCACAUGCAUGAAACGUUACAAGAAUUGGGAAAGAAAAUUGUUCGUGAUCAAUUUCCUGAAGAGCCAGGAUCUUGGAGUAGAAUAUGGCUUUAUGAAGACUUCUUUCGCGUCUUGAUGAAUAAAACGGGAACAGACAAUGUUAAAGCCAUAGUUCUAAAUCAAAAAGAAGAUAUCUUCAAAUGUAGCGUGGAUGGAUUGUCAAAAAUGAAGAACCUUACAUUACUUAUAUUAAAUCAUACUAAUUUUUCAGGAAGCCUUGAUUUUCUGUCUAACAAGCUGCGAUAUCUUCUGUGGCAUGGUUAUCCAUUUGCUUCUUUGCCGUCAUUUUUUACCGGCUUUGGUCUUGUGGAGUUAAAUAUACCUAAUAGUAGCAUCAAAUAUGUAUGGGAAGACUUCAAGAAUUUCCCCUACUUGAAAAGGAUGGAUUUGAGCAACUCCAAAUAUCUUUUAGAGACCCCAAAUUUUUCUGGGAUCCCAAAACUUGAGCGACUUGAUCUUUCAGGAUGCACAAGUUUAAGACUAGUCCAUCCAUCAAUUGGACUUCUUGAAAAACUUGCUUUCUUGAAUUUACAAAAUUGUAGCAAUCUGAUCAGCAUCAACUUUGGCGAUGAAUCUAAUCUGUGUUCUCUGAGAGUUCUACAUCUCUCUGGUUGCAUUAAACUUGAAAACACCCCAGAUUUUACAAGUGCAACAAAUCUGGAGUACCUUGACAUUGAUGGAUGUACCAGUUUAUCCUUGGUUGAUGAAUCUAUUGGAGCCCUUACAAAGCUUACAUUCUUGAGUUUGAGAGACUGCAAAAAACUUGUUAGUAUACCUAACAACAUUAAUACAAUGACAUCUCUUCAAACUCUAGAUUUAUGUGGAUGUUUGAAACUUACAUAUAUGCCCCUAGGAGAAGUUUUCAAUUCUUCAUCCCAUUUAGAAUCUUUGAUUUUUCUGGACAUAGGCUUUUGCAAUCUUCUUGAAGUUCCUGAUGCUAUUGGAGAAUUAAGUUGUUUAGAAAGACUGAAUUUACAAGGAAAUAAUUUCGUUGCACUACCUUAUUCCAUCAAGGGGCUACAAUGUCUAGCAUAUUUAAACUUGUCUCAUUGCCAUCAACUUACAGCUUUGCCUGACCUUCCAUCAAGAAGUGCUUCAUUAGUGGGAAGAUAUUUUAAAAUGGUAUCUGGAUCUCAUGAUCAUAGAUCAGGUUUAUAUGUUUUUGAUUGUCCCAAGGUGGCUGAUAUGUUGUCUGCUCAUUGGAAUUGGAUGUCCCCGUGCAAAGACUUGGAACUUGUAUGGCUAAUGAGGCUGAUUGAGGAACCCUAUCAUUUUCGGUGUGGCUUUGACAUUGUUGUUCCUUGGGGUUGGAAAAAUGUUCCACUGUGGUUCAAUCAAGGAUUUAAAGGGGAUUCAGUUAUAAGGAUAAAGCACUUUAAAAUGGACGACAAUUGGAUUGGCUUUGCCUUUUGUGUUGUAUUUGAGGCAAACAAUCGUCCUGUGGUUUCUACUUCUCCACAUAGUUCAUCGUCUUCCCCACCACACCAUCCGUUUUAUCUUUCUUUUGAAGGUGAACACACAGAAGAAUACUUUGAUAUGUCACUUGAUUUGGAGUUGGACAAGAUUGAUGGAUCAAAACAUAUUUGGAUCAUUUAUAUCUCUAGGCAACACUGUCAUUUUGUGAAAAAUGAGGCACAUAUCACAUUUAAAGCCCACCCAGGUGUUAAGAUCAUUAAAUGGGGGAUGAGCAGCAUAUUCAAGCAAGAUAUAGAUUACUUAAAAAGGAAGCAACUAGGACAGCCUCUUUCACCCCAUCCAAAUUGGGAUAAUGAUGUACAUUAUAUUAACUUUGAUAUUGUAGAGAAUAACAACAACACUAUGCCUAAAAUCCAUCUUCCUUACAAUUGGUUGAUCACAGAGGAGGAUGAAGUUGAGAAUAUUGAAGCAAAGGAGAAAGAAAAUAACCUCGCUAAUGUGGGGCUUUAAACACACUGUAUGAAGGCUCACAAUCUCACAAACAACCUUUACGGCAGGCUUAAGCUCAAAGAGAGAGAAGAGUCAAAUGCACAUUAAAAAAUGUGGAGAACCGAAAGAAUAAAGAGCCCUCAAUCUCCAAUCUAGAUUAUGUAUGAAACCACAGGGGCAGAGGGUGAUUGACAAGGGUAAACUUAGACAAGGCCUUAGCAUCAACUGUUUUCAACUGUUGGGUCUUUUGUUUUUUCUGAUAAAUGUAAUACUGUUGCCAUUCUGUUGCUACCUUGUGGCACAAUAGAUUAGGCCACUAGUCUGAUAAGAUUUUUAAACUGAUCAGUAAUAAAAUUUGUUUCUCAUUGCCUCAA
Messenger RNA from Cajanus cajan (pigeon pea), 4128 nucleotides. Its product is annotated as TMV resistance protein N. The record is from RefSeq and is a predicted model, not a curated record. NCBI's taxonomy places the organism in Eukaryota, Viridiplantae, Streptophyta, Magnoliopsida, Fabales, Fabaceae. Gene Ontology annotation, biological process: signal transduction; defense response. Gene Ontology annotation, molecular function: ADP binding.